AUUAGGUGACAAUGGAUUAGCCAAAGUAGUAACUCCAAUUAAUAUUGUGUUCAGAGUUCUGAAAUUUGGAAGUCCUUUUUAUCAGUCUUUAGCUGUAAAUGCAGUAGCUUAGUGUUUGUGGAGCAUACAUCGUUCUAUGGGGAAGAAAGAAGGUAAUUCAUGGUUGACCGCCGUGAAAAGAGCCUUCAGAUCUCCUACUAAAGAGCCUGAUCAAAAGAGGAUUAACAGAAGGAGAGACCAACAAGAUGAACAAGCUGAAGAAGAAGAAGAAAAGAAGAGAGAGAAACGAAGAUGGCUUUUCCGGAAGCCCCAGAGCCACCACCAUGCCUCACCCAAAACCACUAAUGAUGCAGGGUCUAGUAGUGUUGGAGUGUCGAUGGCCAGCGUCUCAGAAGCCGCCGCCGCAGACCAAAGGCAUGCCAUUGCCGUGGCGGUGGCCACCGCUGAGGCAGCUGUGGCCACAGCUCAGGCGGCCAUGGAGGCCGCUCGCCUAACAAGGCCGCCCUCUAAUCAUGCCAGAGCACACUCUGCAGCCGUUGUUAUUCAGACAGCUUUCAGGGGAUAUCUGGCAAGAAGAGCUCUUCGUGCACUAAAAGGGCUUGUAAAAUUGCAAGCUGUGGUGAGGGGUCACAAUGUGCGAAAGCAAGCAAAGAUGACACUCAAGUGCAUGCAAGCUCUGGUGCGAGUGCAGGCUCGUGUGCUUGACCAACGCAUGAGGCAAUCACACGAUGGCAUCCGAAAAUCAACAGCGUUUAGUGACACCAAUAGCUUAUGGGAGUCUCGAUUUCUUCAAGAUAUUUCUGAUAGGAAGUCAAUGUCAAGAGAUGGAAGUAGCAUUGCAGAUGAUUGGGACGAACACCCACACACAGUUGAGGAGGUGAAAGCAGUGCUGCAAAACAAAAAAGAAGCUGCUUUAAAGCGCGAAAAGACCUUAUCCCAGGCCUUCUCUCAACAGAUAUGGAGAACAGGUAGGAAUCAAGCAAUGGGCAAUGAAGAUGAGGUUGAAGAAGAACAUCAAUGGCUUGAUCGGUGGAUGGCUGAGAAGACAUGGGAGAGCAGGGGAAGGGGCAGGGCUUCGACUGAUCAAAGAGACAAUGUCAAAACUGUCCAAAUGGACACUUCACAGCCAUUCUCAUACUUAACUCCUAAUUUCCAAAGAUCAUAUCAACAUCAAUUUCACAAGCAACACCAAAGACCCAAUUCGCCGUCUGUUGCCACUCCUCUCCAUAGAGCCCACCAAAAUCAAUCCAUCAACCAGUCCCCCGUCACGCCCUCUCCAUCCAAAAGCAGUCCUCUUCAAGUCCGGUCUGCCAGUCCACGCUGCGCAAGAGAAAACAGAAGUUACAACACAGCCCAGACACCAAGAAGGUCUAAUUACUACAAUAAUGGUGGUUUGUACCAACAUACAACAAGAGGUGGAACUAGUGGGGCUAUUGGUUGUGCAAUGCCUAAUUACAUGGCUGCAACCGAGUCUGCUAAGGCUAGGGUAAGGUCACAGAGUGCUCCGAGGCAGAGGCCAUCGACACCAGAGAGGGAUAGAGGAGGAGUUGGGUCGGCGAAAAAGCGAUUGUCCUACCCAGUCCCAGACACAUACAAUGCAGGAAACAGAUAUGGAGGUUAUGGAUACAAUCUGAGGAGUCCAAGUUUUAAGAGUGUUUGUGGAGUGCAUUUGGGUAUGGAACAACAUUCAAACUAUUCUUCUUGCUGUACAGACAGCCUUGGUGGUGAGAUAUCUCCUUCUUCAACAAGUGACCUUAGGAGGUGGUUGAGGUGAUCGAUGACAUAUAAAAUAUAUUAUGAUAGAGAGCUCUAAAGGUUUGUUCUUUUGAAUUUCCUCAUUAGAAUGAUAGUGUGUGUGGUAGUCAAUUGUUGUAUUUCUGCUUGUAGUUCAAUCUUUGGUGGAAAAAAAAAACUUGUAGUUCAAUCUUUGUUUUGGUGUGUAGUUGAAUCUUUUAUCCAAAAUAAUAGUAAUUUAAGAAAAGUGUGUAA
This is a messenger RNA of Cornus florida, 1989 nucleotides long. Its product is annotated as protein IQ-DOMAIN 17. Gene Ontology annotation, molecular function: protein binding. Lineage: Eukaryota; Viridiplantae; Streptophyta; Magnoliopsida; Cornales; Cornaceae. The record is from RefSeq and is a predicted model, not a curated record. The transcript has 5 exons. Bases 137 to 1774 code for a protein of 545 amino acids.